AUGGCUUAUUCAGAAGAGAAGUUGGAUGCCCCCGAUGGCUCCGCAAUUACCUGGAUCUUCGAUCACCUCCUUCGGUAUCCAGGAACCUACGAAAUACCCCUCCGGACAAUGUAUGCGCUGAACUGCAACAACACUAGGCAACCAGUUCCCAAUGCUCAGCGUCCUGAGACAGCGUUUGCACGUCGUCCAUCCUCCCCAAAGUCCUCCGCCGCCGAGGACCUCCGUGCACAGUUGACCCAACAAAUCUCUCGAUUGCCCUCCCAGCCCUGCUCUUUGCCACCUAGCUUUGUCACUUCUUUUCUGCGCCGCUGUUUCACUGCCAAUCUGGAAGAUGUUGACUUCCCCCAAGCUUUGACUGGACUGGACUACCUCAGGGACCUUGAAGCUCGACGUAAGAAGGAACUUGCAGCUGCCAUGCAGAGACUCGGCCUACAGCCAGAUAGCACCAAGCAGGAUGUAGAGUUCUCCAAGAAAUAUCCAGGCGUUGUGAUGUGGAUUGAGUCCAUCAAGGCCAAGGGUUGCAAAGUGGAAGCUCUGUAUACCCAAAUUUACAUUGGUCUCCGCCGAUGGACUCUGCUGAACGAGAUGCUCAUGGAUCCCAUGAACAAGGCGACCUGUAUUGCCAUGCUCAACACUCUCUUUCCCCCGGUCACCGAAGCAACCGUCACCCCUACUGCACAUCUCACCCCACAAAUCCUCAAAUCACAACGUGACGGAUUCUUCCGCUACAUCUCCGCCAUUGAGGCCAACGGCAAGCAAAUUCUCGACAAGGUUAUUGCGCAGGGCGCACCUGAGGGCGAAAGCACUGGCUGGCCUCUGGUCCGAGAUGCACUUGACAAGUAUCUCCGCACCACCAACGAAAUCAUCGACGAGUGCGCAAUGGUCAACGGCCCAGCCAGCCUGGACGAAAGCCUAGACUCGUCGAAUCGAAGCCAGAAGGGCCGGAAGGCUGAUUCCGGAAUUAGCUUUGGCUCAUACGCACCAUCCAUCAACAGCAAGGUCAGCUCCGAAGAUAUUCUUGAUAAACCGCUACCUCCUUCUCCGAGAGCGGCAACCCCCAGCAAAUUGGGUGGUUCCGCGCUUGAGCGGCUGGCCCGCGAGCUCCGGAAACUCGGCGAUGGCGGCAAGGCCAAGGGCCUCCGCAAGAUGAAGUCCACAAACACUAUGGGUGCUCGCACCGAUACCUUCUCGUCUACGAACGAAGAAUCCUCUUUCGAACUCGACGAAUCCAAACGAAGGAAACUCGCUUGGGCGCAUUCUAAACAGCCUAGCGGCAGUUCCUCACGAUUUGACUAA
This is a messenger RNA of Aspergillus puulaauensis, 1296 nucleotides long. RefSeq lists its product as uncharacterized. The record is from RefSeq and is a predicted model, not a curated record. The transcript is spliced from 2 exons. The coding region runs from base 1 to 1296 and encodes 431 amino acids. NCBI's taxonomy places the organism in Eukaryota, Fungi, Ascomycota, Eurotiomycetes, Eurotiales, Aspergillaceae.